CCUAGAAGGAUAUAGCUAUGUAUACCCAAUACAGCAGUAACUACGCUUCCAUCCAAGUGUAUUCAGUAGACCAUCUAUACUCCUCGUCACAUGACAUGUCACGUCCGACACGUCUCCGCCAGGGCCCCUACCCAUCACGUGCCGCUCCCACCAAACAAAAUUUUGUUUUGUAAACAAACCCAUGAACAUUUCAGCGUCUCUCAACGUUGUCCCUUGAUACCCCUGUCUUGCUCCAUCCGUCCCAAGUCUCGUCUUGGCUUCCCAAUCCUCCCCAGCACACGCUCCUCCUGACAGUUUUCCCCGUGCUUUAGCCUGCCGUGGUCAUUCUAGCGCCCAAAAAUCGCCAAUAUGUCCACCACUUCCACGCCACGAAAACGUCCCCUUGGCGACGUUGACGAAAACGAGUUACCCUCGUUUGAAGAUCCAGCCGACUUGGUCAAUGCCGUGAUUCUGACGCUCCAGGCACCUCUGGAGCCCACAAACGUGUCAGAGACAUAUGCCAACGAUAAGAACUUGGCCACUGAGGUCCAGGCGUACGCCAAGAUCGCAGGCCAGGACUGGACGUUCUACGUCAAGUCAUUGGCAGUGUCGCUUGGCAGAAACACCGACAACCAGCCGCCUCCAGGCGUUAAUGCUGGUGGUUCUGUUGAUAUCGACUUGGGCCCCGCCAAGGUGGUUUCCCGUCAACACGCCACCAUAACCUACAACCUCGACCUCCGCUGCUGGGAACUUCAGGUUCUCGGCAGAAACGGAGCCCGUAUAGACGGCCAGAAGGUGCCUGUGGGCCCCAACCACUCCACGCCUCUCCACUCGGGAGCCAUCCUCGAUGUGGGAGGCACCCAGAUGAUGUUCAUUCUUCCUGACUCGCCUCCAAACAUACUGCAAAAAGUGCUCACCAAGUGCUUGAUCAAAUACAAGGAAAACAUGUCCAAAGUGAAGAAACCCAGCAUGGGCACCUACCCCAACCCCGGGUCCCAGAUCCGCAGCUUCCAGAUGUUCGACAAGGCACAACUCAUCCAGUCGCCCUCCUCUGUGUCUGCCACCUCGUUGCAGAACAAUUUGGACCAGGAUUUGUCUAAGGAAGAGGCCAAAGACAUCAAACCCCCAUAUUCGUAUGCUACCAUGAUCACCCAAGCAAUCUUAUCCAACGAAGAUGGGGUGAUGUCCUUAUCGGAAAUUUACAACUGGAUUGGUUCUCAUUAUGCAUACUACAAAUAUUCCAAAACUGGCUGGCAAAACUCGAUCAGACACAAUUUGUCGUUGAACAAGGCCUUCGAAAAAGUCCCCAGAAGACCCAACGAGCCUGGUAAGGGUAUGAAGUGGCAAAUCAGCGAGAGCUAUAAGGAAGAUUUUAUGAGCAAAAUUGAAAAUGGCUCGAUACUGAAAAACAGAAGAGGCUCUUCUGUUUCUAGACAACUCCACUUGCACUUGGCUACCCACAAGAGCUUACCGGAAUCACAAAAGCCAUUCUCCAAGGAUCCUUCAAUAGAACUGCAGCUCCACCACAAUCAACAGAAGCAAUUGCAGCAACAUCAACAACAGCAACAACAGUCUCAACAGCCACAACAAUUCUCCCACCUGAGAACCAAUUCUUUACCAAGAUUGGGCCAACCAUACCUGAUGGUGAACCAACCAAUGCAACCAAACCCGUUAUCAUACAUGUCCAACCAACCUAACAAUGGAUACGGUGGCGUGGCUUCUUCUCAAAGGGCUUUUGGAUAUCAACCAAAUGCCCCUCAUUUAAUGUAUGGUGCUCCAAUGAUGCACCACCAGGUGCCACCAGUCUCUAUACAAGGUCAACAAAACAUACCCAAGGGAGAAUUAUCAUCGCCCAUAAGACAACUUAGUGACGUCAACAGCACUACUCCGAAAUUGCCCAAAGUUUCGGGCAACCACUUAUUUAACCUCCCACCACCACCUCCAUCGCACAGUUUGGGAACAUCUGCUCCAGUAGCUCAUCAUUCACGUCUGAAUUCAUACACCAAUCCCAAUCAAUUGCAAGACCCAAUCCAAGUCAGUUCAUACUCUAAUAACCAUAACCCCAGCUCCACUGCCGAUUCCUCCACCAACCAAGGAUCGACCUCUACUGCUCAAACUGAUUUAUCACUUGGAUUUGCCAGUCCCAAAAAGAUUGCACCACUUGAAGCAUUCACCCCUGAAAGGGGUUCAAAGUCAUCUAAUGUCAAUAAGCUCGGAGUGAACGGGGUCAACACCAACCAAUCGUCUCCGGCUUUUUGGAAUUUUGUUCAAUUUAGUACACCCAAUGGCCAGACCCCCAUGAGAAAGAAUAGUGAUGAGCUGAAUUCUCAAGGCAGUCCUACUACCCGGAAACUUCAAGGCAGUAAUCGAUUUGACAAGGAAGAAAGCGAUAAGGGAGACUUAUCUCCAUUGAAGUCCAAGAACUCCGAUAACGAGGACAAAAAGUGAUAUUGAGAUUUUCUUGGUUCAAUCGAUUUGCAUAUUGCCUUAUCACUCAUUAUUUUGGGGAUUGUGUGUUAUACCUGUACAUUGUUAUUAAUCAUUUGAUUGUUUCUUGAUAUCUCUUCUAUUAUUACGACCUAAUUGACCAUCCUGUAAGUGCGAGUUUGACAGCCAGACUGUAACAUCCAUCUUUUCAGAUGUCGAGUACAUUCAUUUA
Molecule: messenger RNA, 2638 nt
Organism: Suhomyces tanzawaensis NRRL Y-17324
Lineage: Eukaryota; Fungi; Ascomycota; Pichiomycetes; Serinales; Debaryomycetaceae
Exons: 1
Coding region: 349-2427 (692 amino acids)
Biological process (GO): regulation of transcription by RNA polymerase II
Molecular function (GO): protein binding; DNA-binding transcription factor activity, RNA polymerase II-specific; RNA polymerase II cis-regulatory region sequence-specific DNA binding
Source: RefSeq, a predicted model, not a curated record